Messenger RNA from Cynara cardunculus var. scolymus (artichoke), 2919 nucleotides. RefSeq lists its product as uncharacterized. NCBI's taxonomy places the organism in Eukaryota, Viridiplantae, Streptophyta, Magnoliopsida, Asterales, Asteraceae. Bases 177 to 2501 code for a protein of 774 amino acids. The transcript has 4 exons. Gene Ontology annotation, molecular function: protein binding; zinc ion binding. The record is from RefSeq and is a predicted model, not a curated record.
CCCUCUUCCUCUAACCCUUUUCUCUCUCUAUCCCCCCUUCUUUCUCUCCUCGUCUUCUCAACCCCCUUAGCCCUACCUGCAAUCUUCGAGGGCAGACCAGAAAAUUCAUACAAAAGUUUCGUAUUUGAACCCUAAUCUUUAAGAGUAUCAAGAUUUGAUUUCUUUCGGGUACGGAGAUGGCGAUGGUAACUACAAAGAAGAUGAUAGCAAUUUGCCAAUAUGGUGGCGAUUUCGAAAUGCAUGAUGAUGGGUCAAUGACUUAUGUUGGCGGGGAGGCAUAUGCUGUUGAUCUUGAUGAAAAUAUGCAGUUGAGUGGUUUCAAACAAGAGAUAGCGGAAACUAUCGAUUCAACUGUAGAUGGGAUGGUCAUUAAGUACUUCUUGCCUGCUAACAAGAAGAAUCUGAUUACUGUAUCGAAAGAUAAAGACUUUCAGCGAAUGGUGAAUUACUACAAAGAAGCCGAUCAGCUUGAGGUUUUUAUUAUGAAAGAAGCCCCCGCGGGUAAAAAUGCCAAGAAAAAGCAGCCUGCUCGGAGACCACAGAAGGCGCCACCAAAGGCUGACACAACGGCAGUUGUCCCCGCUGCUGCUGCUCUUGCCGCCGCCCCUACUGCUACUCCAAAUAAUGCAGUCGUUCUCAACGAAUCUGUUGACAUCGAGACGACAAACGAAAUCACUCCAGGGGCUAUUCCAAUUUCCAGCAAUCCAUUCCCUAUGGCUGUCAUUGAUAACGAUCAGCGCAUAGCUGCAAAACAGUGGGAAAAUCUUAUAACGGGCGUUGGCCAACGAUUCCAUUCACUGGCCGAAUUCCGAGAGACCCUAAGAAAGUACUCGAUUGCACACGCAUUCAAUUUUGUGUACAAAAAGAACGAGAAUCAACGUGUAACCGUGAAAUGCAAGGCCGAAGGUUGUCCAUGGCGGAUCCAUGCAUCGAAGCUAUCCACCACCCAAUUGGUGUGUAUCAAGACGAUGAGGCCCGUUCAUAAUUGCCAAGGAGUUACCUCAAAAGCUCCAUUUCGAGCUAAAAGAAGCUGGGUCGGGAAUCUCAUCAAAGAAAAGGUGAAGGAAUCGCCAAAAAUUAAGCCGAAAGAUAUUGCUACCGAGCUUAAACGGGAUUACGGGAUCGAUUUGAACUAUUCACAAGCAAGGCGGGCUAAGGAGUAUGCAAGAGAACAGCUUCUGGGAUCGUAUAAAGAUGCAUACAGCGAGCUCCCAUUUUUUUGUGAGAAGAUAAUGGAAACAAAUCCUGGUAGUCUUGCUACGUUUAGCACGAAGGAGGAUUCGAGUUUUCAUCGCCUCUUUGUUUCGUUCCAUGCCUCAAUUUCUGGCUUCCUACAAGGCUGCCGCCCGCUGCUUUUUCUUGACAGCACGCCGUUGAACUCACGGUACCAAGGGAUGUUGUUGACGGCCACGGCGGCUGAUGGUGACGAUGGCGCUUUUCCGGUGGCGUUUGCGGUGGUUGACGAAGAGACUGACGAUAACUGGCAUUGGUUUUUAACGGAACUCAAGCUUGUGGUGUCGACUCCUGGUCAAAUCACGUUCGUUGCUGAUUUUCAGAAGGGUUUGCGGGAGUCGUUACGGGAGAUAUUUGGCGGCGAGUGUUAUCAUGCCUAUUGUCUGGGUUAUUUAGCCGAGAAACUUAACAAAGAUUUGAAAGGCCAUUUCUCACAUGAUGCUAGGCGGCUCAUGGUAGAAGAUCUUUAUGCGGCUGCACACGCACCUAAACUCGAGGCUUUUGAGAAGUGCACCGAAGACAUUAAAGCCAUCUCUCCAGAGGCCUACAAUUGGGUUAUUCGUAGCGAGCCCGAGCACUGGGCAAACACGUUCUUCGGUGGGCUGAGGUACAACCAUAUGACAUCGAAUUUCGGACAUCUUUUCUAUGCGUGGGUAUCGGAGGCAAACGAGUUGCCGAUAACUCAAAUGAUCGAUGAAUUAAGGGGUAAGAUGAUGCAGCUCAUUUACACUCGCCGAGUUGAAUCGAGCCAGUGGAUAACUCGGUUAACGCCUUCCAUGGAAGAAAAACUAAAGAACGAGAUCAUAAAAGCGCGUUCUGUCCAAGUAUUACGGUCCCAUGGAAGCAAAUUUGAGGUUCGAUAUGGUGAAACAGUCGAUAUAGUUGAUAUCGAGAAUUGGGAUUGUAGCUGUAAAGGGUGGCUGCUUACCGGUUUGCCGUGUUGCCAUGCGAUUGCGGUUUUGGAAUCAUACGGUCGGAGCCCGUACGACCAUUGCUCCAGAUACUUCCAUGUCGAGACCUACCAAUUGACGUAUGCCGACUCGAUUCACCCGAUACCAAAUGUCGAACGGGGUGUGGAUAGCGAUGCUGAAGAUGGUACGAUUCUUGUUACUCCUCCGCCCACUAUGCGGACCCCGGGAAGGACCAAGAUACGGAAGGUUGCACCGGGUCGGAUCGGACCCUCCGACUUCCUUAAACGCCAACUCCAGUGUGGGAAGUGUAAAGGGCUCGGCCACAAUAAGAGAUCAUGCAAGGAGAUUGAGGAUUAGUAUGUUGUAAUUUGUCGAAGGUAAUAAAGCGGAUGCAGACAUCAGCCAUGGUUCAUUUGAAGACGGGUUCCGUUUUCGUUGCAAGUUCUUAUCUUGUUUAUCGAUCGGUUAGGAUUCUGUCUAAUGUAAAUUCUAAUAGAAAUUUCAUUAGCAGGGCUUUGCUCUUGGUAAAGAUUUUAGUAGAAAUUAGUUUAGUCUGCUUCAUGUUUGUGACUUAUGUUGGUAGGGAAGCUUUAGUUUUCAAAGUCAUCUUAUGCACAGUUUAAGUAGUUGACUUUUUUUAUUUGACUCAUCUUGCUCCAUAGUCUCCAACCGCAUUUUUUUAACCGUGGGUAUCUGGAUCAACUUGUCUGUAACUUUUUAACCGUGGAGUAUGUAUCUUGACUUAUCUUAAUGGUAUAUAUGACCAUGUUAAGAU